ACCGUGAUCUAGGAGCGCCUCUCCCACUCCUUACUUCCGCCUCCUUCGAGAGAGGAGUCGAGGCGUCCGUAGUCUUCUCGCACGGACUGGAAACUGUGGUGGCGGCGUGCGAUGUUCGGCCUUAAGAGGAACGCGGUCAUCGGACUCAACCUCUACUGCGGGGGCGCCGGGCUGGGGGCCAGCGGCGGCGCCACCCCGCCGGGAGCGCAGCUCUUGGCCGCCGAGAAGGAGGCCGCGGCCCGGCGAGAGGCAGGGGGAGGGGAAGCCGGCGCGCUCUCGGGCGGAAGCUCCCCAGCCGCCCAGGCGCAGGACGCCCGAAGGGUCGCGCGGCCGGUGCCCAUUGGCGCCGAGGUCCCCGACGUCACCGCGACCCCGGCGAGGCGACUCUUCCUCGCGCCCUCCUACUGCGUGUCGCCGCCUGAGAAGAUGGAAGCCCCCGCCGCCGCCAUGUCGCCCGAAGAGGAGCUGGACGGCUACGAGCCCGAGCCCCUCGGGAAGCGGCCGGCGGUCCUGCCCUUGCUGGAGCUGGUUGGGGAGGCCGCCAAGAGCCCCGGCGCGGACGGGUCGCUGCCCUCGACGCCGCCGCCCGCGGAGGAGGAGGAGGACGAGCUGUACCGGCAGUCGCUGGAGAUCAUCUCGCGGUACCUCCGCGAGCAGGCGACCGGCGCCAAGGACGCGAAGCCGCUGCACGGGUCGGGGGCCGCCAGCAGGAAGGCGCUGGAGACCCUGCGGCGGGUCGGCGACGGAGUGCAGCGCAACCACGAGACGGCCUUCCAAGGCAUGCUUCGGAAGCUGGACAUCAAAAACGAGGAUGAUGUCAAGUCUCUGUCUCGCGUGAUGGUCCAUGUUUUCAGUGACGGAGUAACAAACUGGGGCAGGAUUGUGACUCUCAUUUCUUUUGGUGCCUUUGUGGCCAAACACUUGAAGAGCAUAAACCAAGAAAGCUGCAUUGAACCCUUAGCAGAAAGUAUCACAGACGUGCUCGUAAGGACAAAACGGGACUGGCUGGUCAAACAAAGAGGCUGGGAUGGGUUUGUGGAGUUCUUCCAUGUAGAGGACCUAGAAGGCGGCAUCAGAAAUGUGCUGCUGGCUUUUGCAGGUGUUGCUGGCGUAGGAGCUGGUUUGGCGUAUCUAAUAAGAUAGCCUUGUAAGUGCAAUAGUUGACUGUUAACCAACUCCAGCCACCAAAACUUCUGGGAAAUCAAAUGUAUUUAUGGAAGUUGGACUUCAAGCUGCCCAGGCUGUAACCUCCAAGAGUGUCACUCUAGCAACCUAGCCAGAAAGCAAGUGGCAAGAGGAUUAUGUCUAACAAGAAUAAAUACAUGAGAAAAGUAGUCCCCUUUGAAGAAUUCACUGUAUGAAAGAAGCAAAGUUCACUUUCAGCACCAAGCAAACUGGGAGGCCACAGAGGAGGACUGUUAGAUUUAGUGGAAAAACUUAAUUUCCUUGUCUAGAACCAGAAGAGAGGUCAGUAGCCAGACUAGUCAUAAAAUUCAUUAAAUAUGCCCGCCAAAUUCAUUAAUUUCCCAUAGUGUGAAAAGAAAAGUACUAGCGAUGCCAGUGAUCCUAUAAAGAAAAAUUUAAGCUACAAGUAAUUGAGCUAUGACUAGAAGCCUCAUUACUGUGCAACAGUGAAGGGAAGCUUUUCCUCUGUGAUUAGCUUUCCCGGGUAUAUUUUCUUGAAUAGAAGAUCCAAGUGUUCAGGACUUUUAUGCCUGUUCUACUUUGGCUUGAUUUGAAUGAGUCUCAUUAGCAUAGUAAUGGCCAUGAAUACUUGACUUAAGGUUCAUUUAGUUACAAAUGUGGAAUAUUCUCAUUUUUUUUUUUAGGACAGAAACAGCUUGUAAAUGUAUUUGUCUGUAAAAAUGUGUAUAUUUUUACAGAGAAAAUAUUUCUGCGAACAUAAAGGGAGAAAAGUCUUGAAUUUAAAUUUUGAAAAUUGUAACUUCUGUAGUUAGGAAUCUAUUUCUUCUUACAGCUUUUCUAUUCUAAACUUUCUCCAGUUCAGUUCUAGAGUAUAUACAGAACCAAUUUGUAAUUGUAUGCAACCUGGUUGUAGUGGGACAAAUCUGAUUUAUAACUAUGCAGGCUUUAAUUUUCCAAUCUGGUAUUGGUAAGUAUUCCUUAGAUAGGUUUUUAUUUGAAAACCUGGGAUUAAGAAGUUGUGGAAUGAAAAUUAAUCCUUUCAUUUGGUUAUGUAUGGGUUUUCAAUAAUUGAGUCUAAGUGGAGUUUUGAGAGGUUGUUUUUAGGGGUGGGGGGAGUAGGCUAGUGACUUAAAAAUAAUGGGCUCUGAUUAGGCAACUAAUCAUUUGAGUUCCUUACAUUUGACCUAAUUUAACUGGUAAAAUUUAGACUGAGUGAAUGAGCUCAUCUUUAAAGCUUUUACUGAAAGAUUUUCAGCUGUUCCAAGUGGGACUUGUUAGCAUUGUUUAUAAAAAGAUAACAUCAGGUGGAUGAAAGACAUUUGAUCCCUUGUUUGCCUAAUAAGUUGUAAAAUGAUGGCUUGGAAAAGCAGGCUAGAGUCUUAACUAUGGUGCUAUUAUGGGGCUUGCUUGUUCAAACACAGGUUUAAGCCUCAUACAUCAAUAAAAGAAAUACUGAUUCUUUUCUAUUAA
Molecule: messenger RNA, 2616 nt
Organism: Marmota monax (woodchuck)
Lineage: Eukaryota; Metazoa; Chordata; Mammalia; Rodentia; Sciuridae
Gene: Mcl1
Product: MCL1 apoptosis regulator, BCL2 family member
Exons: 3
Coding region: 112-1143 (343 amino acids)
Biological process (GO): mitochondrial fusion; intrinsic apoptotic signaling pathway in response to DNA damage; extrinsic apoptotic signaling pathway in absence of ligand
Cellular component (GO): mitochondrial outer membrane
Molecular function (GO): protein heterodimerization activity; protein homodimerization activity; channel activity
Source: RefSeq, a predicted model, not a curated record